Messenger RNA from Onthophagus taurus, 576 nucleotides. RefSeq lists its product as uncharacterized. The record is from RefSeq and is a predicted model, not a curated record. Lineage: Eukaryota; Metazoa; Arthropoda; Insecta; Coleoptera; Scarabaeidae. Gene Ontology annotation, molecular function: DNA-binding transcription factor activity, RNA polymerase II-specific; RNA polymerase II cis-regulatory region sequence-specific DNA binding. Gene Ontology annotation, biological process: regulation of transcription by RNA polymerase II. Gene Ontology annotation, cellular component: nucleus.
AUGGAGUAUUUUGGAUACAACCCCAACAUUUUUGCAAUCAAACAAGACUUACCAUUAAAUUUGGCCUCAAAAAAAGAAGCUAUUCGUUAUCAUCCCUACGAAAAUGUUUAUUCCCAAGAAUGUUUUCAAGAAAUAAGUGUUAAAAAAUCUCCGAGUUAUACCUCAGAUUCCGAAAGUUUCGUUUCGUCUUCAUCUCACGAACGAUUAAGUUUAUCGCCACUUAAUAAUGGAUUGGAUAUUGAUUAUCAACGUUUUCGUGAAGAACAUUUAUCUAAGUUACCUCAAAAAAUCAUUUCUAAUCACAACAUGAGAAGAAUUGGUCAAUCGAUCGGUCAUCAUCAUCAACAAAUCGAUCCCAGCUAUAAAGAAAAACGAGAAAAGAAUAAUUUAGCCGCGAAAAAAUCGAGGGAUGCCAGAAAACUACGCGAAGAUGAGAUGGUCCUGAGAUGUGCUUUCUUAGAAAGUGAACUCAUGAAAUCAUCGUUGACAAGAAAACAACACAAAAUUUGUAUCGAAGAAGAAAACGAAACUUUAAAGAAAUUGGACCUUAUACUCAACCCCGUAAAAUCACCGUAA